GCCUAGUCACAAAUCAGUUAAAGGUAAGGAAGAAGUACUGCGACCUCCGCAUAAAUAUGUUUGAAAUACAUUUACGCACACACUCUCUCCGUCUAUCACGUUAAAUAGAAAAUGCCACUGUUGGAUUGCUUCGAACGGAUCAGAAAAGAAACAGAAAAAAAUCUUUUUGAUUAGGAAUCAUAAAGAAGCUCACAGUUCCAGAGGCUGAGCAGUGAGAACGGGAAGAACCGAAUUCGAAGGGAGAGUCACUGUAGUAGUAGUAGCAGCAGCAAAGGAUUACAAUUUCAUUCAAUUCGACAGAUCUGAGAUGAGUGGAAAAGAGGGGAAUUCGGAGGAUACAGGGACUUCGGGGUCGUCUUCGUCGUCGUCGUCUACGACAACAGCGGAGAAGCAGAAGGCGAAAGCUCGGGUGAGCAGAACGUCUUUGAUCCUCUGGUAUGCUCACCAGAACGACGCCGCUGGUGUGCGAAAGCUUCUCGAGGAAGACCGUUCUCUUGUGAACGCAAGGGAUUACGACAGCAGGACUCCAUUACAUGUCGCUGCUAUUCAUGGUUGGAUCGACAUCGCCAAAUGCCUCCUCGAGCAUGGUGCAGAUGUCAACGCCGAGGAUCGCUGGAACAAGACGCCCCUAGCAGAUGCAGAGGGAGCCAAAAAAUAUAGCAUGAUCGAGCUGUUGAAAUCCUAUGGCGGCUUGUCGUUUGGUCAAAGUGGCAGCCAUUUUGAACCAAAGCCUGUUCCACCCCCUCUCUCAAACAAGUGUGACUGGGAAAUUGAACCUUCUGAGCUGGACUUCUCCAAUGCAAGUAUAAUUGGAAAGGGGUCUUUUGGCGAGAUUAUAAAGGCCUCUUGGCGUGGAACACCUGUAGCUGUGAAACGCAUUCUUCCUUCUCUUUCAGAUGAUAGAUUGGUGAUCCAGGACUUCAGGCAUGAGGUGAACUUGCUAGUGAAGCUGCGCCACCCCAAUAUUGUACAGUUCCUGGGAGCAGUCACUGAUAAGAAGCCACUGAUGUUAAUCACCGAGUAUCUACGAGGGGGUGAUCUUCACCAGUACCUCAAGGGAAAGGGAUCACUUAGUCCGUCAACAGCUGUCAACUUUGCUUUAGAUAUUGCCAGGGGUAUGGCUUAUCUCCACAAUGAACCAAAUGUCAUAAUUCACCGAGAUCUAAAGCCAAGAAAUGUUCUUUUGGUCAACUCCAGUGCAGACCAUUUGAAGGUUGGAGACUUUGGGUUAAGUAAACUCAUCAAAGUUAAGGAUUCUCAUGAUGUGUACAAAAUGACAGGAGAGACUGGAAGCUACCGUUACAUGGCUCCUGAAGUCUUCAAGCACCGGAAAUAUGAUAAGAAGGUUGAUGUUUUCUCCUUUGCAAUGAUUCUGUAUGAGAUGCUCGAAGGAGACCCACCUUUUUCAAAUUAUGAACCUUAUGAAGCAGCAAAUUAUGUGGCAGAAGGUCACAGACCCAAUUUUCAUGUGAAAGGUUACAUUCCUGAACUGAAAGUUUUGACAGAGCAUUGCUGGGCUGCUGACAUGAACCAGAGACCUUCUUUCUUGGACAUCCUCAAGACACUUGAAAAGAUUAAGGGAAAUCUAUCUUCCGAACAUCACUGAAGCAUCUUUUAUGCAUGACUAAUGAGCAAUAACAUGGGUCCAAUGUUGUUGAUUUUCCACUUCUGCUGCUUUAUUUAGUUGUGCAGACUUGAGUUGUAAGAGGCCCAAUUGGAUGACUUAAAUAAGUAUGGCUUCUUCAAUGGAUCCUGUGCCAGCUUGGUUUAUGUUGAUUAUGAGAUGCAUUGGAUAGGCCACUGUUCCCCUCAAAUUUCAGCAUCCUAAAUGGAAUUACAGAUUGUUUUCCAACAAGCACAUCAAGGAGUUCUUGAAACCAACAUAUGUUGAAUGUGUUUGAUUGAACAGAAUUUGUUUUUACUAUAAUUUGUUUUGUAAAAAUGGUUACCAUAUGCCAAAACAGGCAUUCUAGCCAUCAGCUUUUUAUUUUUUGUAGUCACAUUGAAUGAGUGUUGUGUUGUCUGCUGUAAAUACUGGAAUUUUUCCGUUGUAGGAAGGAUGUUAAAUUUCUGAAGUUCCUCAAAUUUGCAAUCAAACUUGUCCAUUGGCUGUUC
This is a messenger RNA of Macadamia integrifolia, 2115 nucleotides long. Its product is annotated as integrin-linked protein kinase 1-like. Gene Ontology annotation, molecular function: ATP binding; protein kinase activity; protein binding. Bases 308 to 1606 code for a protein of 432 amino acids. The record is from RefSeq and is a predicted model, not a curated record. Lineage: Eukaryota; Viridiplantae; Streptophyta; Magnoliopsida; Proteales; Proteaceae. The transcript is spliced from 11 exons. Gene Ontology annotation, biological process: protein phosphorylation.